GGCUGGCCUGCGGAGCCGCCUUUUGUGUGUUUCGCUCGGAGGUGCGGGGAAACCUCCCAGGCGUUCGCCGUUGCCCCGGCCCCUCCUCUCGACGUCCCCAGCCCCCCUGCUCCGCUCCGCGUGCCAGCUCGGGAUCGCUGGUUCGCUCCCCUCCGCGCCAGGAGGAGGGGCGAGGGCCGGCAGCCCCCUCCCCCGCGCGCGGCGCCCGAGAGGAGCGGAGCCGGGGAGACCCGCAGCCUCCGGUCAUGUGGGCCGGACUGCUCCUCCGGGCCGCCUGCGUCGCGCUCCUGUGGCCCGGGACCCCGGCCCGAGGCUACACUGGAAGGAAGCCGCCCGGGCACUUCGUGCCGGAGAGAGCCUCCAGCGGCUCAUCUGGUUAGCUCUGAGGAGCUUGGAACUGCGGCCCCUCGCCGGCCCCUCCCCCCAGGCUGCUGCCAAUAUCGCGCCAGCAAGGGGAUGGUGAGGCAUCACUGUCAGACACCCGCCGCCCCAUGGCUCCGGAGACGGUUUCCCUCAGGCUUUUCGGUACUGCCAUGCUCCCCCGAGCUUCCCUUUCCAGAUUCCACCACAUUUGCUACAGACGCCGGUUGGGCCCCCACGUCUGCCUCUCUGGCUUCGGGAGUGGCUGCUGCCCUGGCUGGGCACCCUCCAUGGGCAGUGGGCACUGCACCUUGCCUCUCUGCUCCUUUGGCUGUGGGAGUGGAGUCUGCAUCGCUCCCAAUGUUUGUUCCUGCCAGGAUGGAGAACAAGGGGCCACCUGCCCAGAAGCCCAUGGCCCCUGCGGAGAGUACGGCUGUGACCUUACCUGUAACCAUGGUGGCUGUCAGGAGGUGGCCCGAGUGUGCCCUUUGGGCUUUUCGAUGACAGAGACAUCUGUCGGCAUCACGUGUACAGAUAUCGAUGAAUGUCUGAGCGCGUCCUGCGAGGGCCACUGCGUGAACACGGAGGGCGGGUUCGUGUGCGAGUGCGGGCCGGGCAUGCAGCUGGCUGCCGACCGUCACAGCUGCCAGGACACUGAUGAGUGCCUGGGGACCCCGUGUCAGCAGAGGUGUAAAAACAGCAUUGGCAGCUACAAGUGCUCCUGCCGCCCUGGCUUCCAUCUCCAUGGCAACCGGCACUCCUGUGUAGAUGUGAACGAGUGCCGCAGGCCGCAGGAGAGGAGGGCCUGCCACCACACAUGCCACAACACCGUGGGCAGCUUCCUGUGCACCUGCCGGCCGGGCUUCAGGCUCCGAGCGGACCGCGUGUCCUGUGAAGCUGUGCCGAAAGCCGCGCUGGCCCCGUCUGCCAUCCUGCAGCCCCGGCAGCACCCCUACAAGAUGUCUCUGCUGCUGCCGGAGUCGGGCCGGCCUGCCCUGUCCCCAGGACACAGCCCUCCUCCUGGGGCCCCAGGGCCUCCGGCAGGAGCCAGGACCACCCGCCUGCCACCACCCACCCCGGCCCCGCCCACGCUGUCCCCUUCUGCUCCUACCUGGCUGCUCUCUACCCUGAUGGCCACCCCAGUGCCUAGCGCCUCGCUGCUGGGGACCCCCAGACCUCCCUCCUUCCUCCAGGGGGAGGCAGUGGGGACCCCUUCCUCACCAAGGGGCCCCGAGAGCCCAAGGCUGGCCACAGGGCCCUCUCCCUGCUGGCACCUGGGAGCCAUGUAUGAAUCAGGAAGCCACUGGACAGAGCCCAGGUGCUCCCAGUGCUGGUGCGAGGAUGGAGAGGUGACCUGCCGAGAGGUGAGAUGCGAAGCUGCCUGCUCCCACCCGCUUCCCCCCAGAGACGGCGGGUGCUGCCCCUUGUGCACAGGCUGUUUUCACAGUGGUGCCGUCAGAGCUGAAGGGGACGUGUUUUCCCCUCCCAGUGAGAACUGCACCGUCUGUGUCUGUCUGGCUGGAAACGUGUCCUGCAUCUCCCCCGAGUGUCCUCCUGGCCCCUGUGAGACCCUCCCACAGUCGGAUUGCUGUACUUGUGUCCCAGUGAGGUGCUAUUUCCAGGGCCGGUGGUACGCAGACGGGGCCGUGUUCAGCGGGGAUGGUGACGACUGUACCACCUGUGUCUGCCAGAAGGGGGAGGUGGAAUGUUCCUUCACGCCGUGUCCAGAGCUGGACUGCCCCCGAGAGGACUGGUGGCUGGGCCCCGGCCAGUGCUGCUUCACCUGCCGGAAGCCCACGCCCACCGCAGGCUGCUCUCUUGAUGACAACGGGGUUGAGUUUCCGAUUGGACAGAUCUGGUCACCUGGUGAUCCCUGUGAGUUAUGCAUCUGCCAGGCAGAUGGCUCGGUCAGCUGCAGGAAGACAGACUGCGUGGACUCCUGCCCGCACCCCAUCCGGAUCCCUGGACAGUGCUGCCCAGACUGUUCUGCAGGCUGCACCUACACCGGCAGAAUCUUCUACAACAACGAGACCUUCCCGUCGGUGCUGGACCCGUGUCUGAGCUGCAUCUGCCUGCUGGGCUCGGUGGCCUGUUCGCCCGUGGACUGCCCCAUCGCCUGCACCUACCCUUUCCACCCAGACGGCGAGUGCUGCCCCGUGUGCCGUGACUGCAACUACGAGGGAAGGAAGGUGGCGAACGGCCAGGUGUUCACCUUGGACGAUGAGCCCUGCACCCGGUGCACAUGCCAGCUGGGAGAGGUGAGCUGUGAGAAGGUCCCCUGCCCGCAGGCCUGCCCCGACUCCGCCCCACGCCCUGGGGACUGCUGCUCCUCCUGCCCAGAUUCCGGCCUUCCUCUGGGAGAAACCCGGGUGCUCACCCCUCAUGGAGACGUGACCUUGGGCAAAGCUGCUCGGAGCCCCCGUGGAGACACCCAGGUGCCCACCAACUGCAGCUCCUGCCCGGGACCCUCGCCAGCGGUGCCUCCAAGGCCAGCGCUCCACCUCCUCCAGCUCCUCCUAAGGACAAACUUGUCCAACAGGCAGACUUUACCCUCGGGCCCCUCAAAAGCCCAGGCCCCACCCUCACCUCCCCUGAGGCCGGGGGAUACUUUUCCGGGGGAGCCCAGAGCCUCCCAGCGCCCUUGGCUCUCCCCAGGACCUUCCACACCUUCAGAACCCUCCACUCUACCUCCAACCUCUCCAGGGGCCCGUUGGCCACUUCCUGUUACUCCAGAGCGCUCCUCCUCAGCCUCUGGGGCCCAGACAGUGUCCAGGAGGCCUCUGCCUGCCAGCCUCUUGACUGAAGCGUCAGCACCUUCCACGAUGGCCCCUGGCCCCUCAGAGACCCCCACCACCUCCCUCGGGCCUCACAGACUCUCAGCAGCCCUUGUGGCUACCACUCGCCCUGGCCCCCAGCAGCCCACAAAGGGGACUUCGAGGGAGGAAGAAUCCACCGUCUAAGCUGGUCACCAUGCCUGGGAGACCCCAGACAGAACGCUCUACUAGUGGCCCAGGAAGUGUGCAGGGCAGCCCCCGGGCAGCCCUGGCAGAGGACACCAGGGCUCGGCUCUCACAGGGCUCCUGGUGGGGAUGCAGACCCCCAAGGCCGAACGUGACCUUGUUACUGAGAAGCAUUUGGAAUGUGCCGUAGGAACCACACAGCUGGUGUUCUCCGUGCCAGCCAGCAGCCUUCCUGGACGUGGGCCGGCCUGUCUUUGGAGAAAGGUUGGGUGUGCCGAGCCUCGGGGAGGAGCCACAGGGGCCUGGCCGGCUCACCUUCCCUGAGGUUCCUGAUUAAAGGUGUCUCGUUUCCCCAGGCUCCCCGCUCAUUUGCAUCUCGCCCUGUGGGCAGGUGGGAACAGUGCCCCACGUCUGCAGGUGGUGAAGCCCCGGCUGCCAUCCUGACCCCCUGCUGGGGAGGGAAGCUUGCCCCACCCUGCGGCCUCUGAUGCUGGGGGACUCUCAAAGGCAGAAGGGGAAAGAUGGGGGCAAGGGCUUUGCAGAUGGGGGUCCCGGGCAAGGCCCCGCUGAGAUGGAUGAGUAGGAGGGUGUGUUCCCGGCAGGACCAUCAGUAGGGGUGGGCGGUGGGGGGGACGGCUGCAGUCUCAGCCAUUCUCCUCUGGGUGCCCUGAGACUGGGUUGGCCUGCAGGGUUGUCCAGGGCUGGGGCAAGGGCACAGGGCUGGUGCCCCAUGUGGAGUAUAGUUUUAUCUGGGCUGUCCCAGGGGAGUGAGCUGCGGCAGCUCUGCAGCCAGGGCAAUGCCCUCUGAGGGUUGGUGGCUGACAGUUGCCAAUCACAGCCUUCUUAGCAGCUGCAGAAACAAAUCCUUUGAUCCUGAAGAGGCGUCUGGGUGGUGUAGCACAGUGUCCGUGACAGGUGGGGACAGGAUGCUGCCAUCGAACAGGAGGAGGAGCCCUGGAGGGCGGAGCUCCCUGGAAGGGCUGCUGAGUGAGCUGCAAGCGGUCCACACCCCAUCCCUGCGGGACCACCCUCUCCUUAGCCCUUCCAGGCUGCUCACUAUAUCCCAGGGUGACAGAUCUGCCCAAGUGGCUCCUGGGUGUCCAGCCCAGGUGCGGGGGUGCUGGGCCUCAGUAUCCCUGGGGUUCGCUCCAGGACCCCGUGGACACCAACCUCCUGGGAUGCUCAGUCCCACAAGAAGUGCAGCAGCAUCUGCGUAUAAGCCCCGCUGUCCUCUCGUGCUCAUCUCUGGGUUGCUUAUCAUGCCUGCUACGUGUGUUAUGUAAAUAGUUGUCAUUUGUUGUGCUGUAUUCAGGGGAAACAAGAAACAAAAGGUCCGUCCAUGUUCAGUACGGGUGCGACUUUUCGGGGAUAUUUUUGGUGGGUGGUUGGUUGAGUCUUCAGCUGUGGCAUCUGAAGGCCGACUGUCCACUGGCAGGAGGAGCUGGAGUCAGGAGCACGGGAGCCAGGCAGGAGUAAAGGCCGUGCGAUUGUCUUGUCCAGCCAGACAGGGUGGUGGCCGAGAGUGAGGUCUGGGGUGCCCCAGAGCCCCACUCAGCCCUGCGCGGCUGAUGACUGGCCGGGGGAUCGGCGGAGGGAUCGGCGGAGGGAUCGGGGCUCUGUGGGGAGUGGGGACGAUCAUAGUCCCACCACAUGCCACAGUGCCUCCGUGAGACUCAGGUCUGUGCUGGUGGCCCCGAGGGCCCGAGCGUCCUGCGGUCCCGGCUGCCUGACACCACUCAGAUCACCCGGUCUCGGGAUGAAAGCCCACAACAGCCACCGCUUCGUGUCGCAGCUUCUCAAGAAAGGCUGGCGUGGAGACGGUAGAGGCCAGAGGCUGUUGCCAGUCUCCCCGUCGCUCUCCCUCCAUUCAAUAAAGACUCA
This is a messenger RNA of Sciurus carolinensis (gray squirrel), 5201 nucleotides long. RefSeq names its product von Willebrand factor C and EGF domains (gene Vwce). Gene Ontology annotation, biological process: cellular response to virus. Gene Ontology annotation, molecular function: protein binding; calcium ion binding. The transcript has 21 exons. The record is from RefSeq and is a predicted model, not a curated record. Lineage: Eukaryota; Metazoa; Chordata; Mammalia; Rodentia; Sciuridae. The coding region runs from base 492 to 3320 and encodes 942 amino acids. Gene Ontology annotation, cellular component: cytoplasm.